UGUCAAGAGACCGCGGGAAAAUGAAUAAUGACGAAGCGGCCAGGAAGUGAAAAAUGAUCGAAGCAAAAUGAGGAGGGCGUAUAACACUGCAGCAGAUGUCCGAACGACUGAUUGUCUUGAACAAACAAGACGUUUACACAAGGGUAUAACAGAUAUUGCCAAAAGAUUAGAUGAACAAAAAAGCCGUGCAUUAACAAUAACAGAUUUAUUUACCCCUUCAGGGGAAACACUACGAGUGAAACUUAAAGAUUAUUGUGUACGGUUAAUAACUAAAGAUCCUGUUGAAUAUGCACGUAAAACUGAAGAAUUGUUAUGGAGAAAAGCAUUUUAUGAUAUUGUUUAUGCAUCUAAAAAAUUGCGAAAGGGUAAUGCAUGGACUGAAACAGAAAAAGCAAUGUUAUCUGUCCACUUGGCAGUAGGGGUUGGAUUUUACCAUCAUUUAAUAUUAAAACUACAAUUAGAAUAUAAUUUAGAUCUAGUUGGUACUAUUGAUUUUGCAUUUAUGCAAAAUGUAACAGAAUUAUCAAGUGCAAAAAAUAAGAUCAAUCAAUCUAAACAUCAUACUGAAGAAGUGAAAUUAUGUGUUAUGCGCUUGAUUCAUAGAAGUUUGGUAUGCCUUGGGGAUUUAGCUAGAUAUAAAUUAGAAUUAGAUCCAUAUUGGGAUCCAAUGAUAGCAAAGAGGUACUAUAAAAUGGCUAUAGUGAUUGAUCCAAAUAUUGGAAUGCCACAUAAUCAGUUGGGCACUAUAGCAGGCAAUACAAAUUAUGGUCUUGAUGCAGUAUAUCACUAUAUGAGAUGCAUUUUAUGUUCUGAACCAUUUGAAGGAGCAGAAGGAAACUUAAAGAGAGCCAUUGUUACACAUUCUGUUUGUACAGAUGAAAAAUGUCCUACACACAUGUGUGUUUCAAGAUUGUUUUCUUUACUCCAAUUAUGGGAUUAUGAUGUACCAAAUUCUGAUAGAAUAAAUCAAGAAUGUCAGGAUCUUUUAACUAAUAUUGAAAAUUGCUUGAGUUCAGAACAACUUGAAUCAAAUGAUAUGAAUAUAGAUGAAAAAGAGAGCAAUAUCGAAGUAUAUCUUCAAAACUGUAAAUAUGAACAAACAAAUUAUUUAACAGAUGAUAUGAUAUUCAAAAUUGUAGCCAUAUGUUUAAUGUCUAUUUCAAGAUUAAAAAGCAAAGAAUCUAGUGAGGUGCAAGGUGUUGUCGCCAUAACCUUAGCAAUAUUGUCUCAACUAAUACAAUUUACAAUAACUAGAUUACAAGAAUCUUUUAUAGAUUUAUCACUUCCUGACAUAGGAUUAUCACAUUCAAAAGAUAACGAUAACGAUUGUAUCACUGAAUCAGUGGAUGUUGAAGAAAAGGAUACUACUAUAAAAUCAAAUCCAGAUGAAAAUAAUGAAACUAAAAUUAUUGAUAACAAAACAAUUUCCGAUAAAGGAAAUGUUGUAAAAAAUGGUGACAUUCAGAACGGUUCACGAAAAACUCGAGAUAAAAAUAAAAGUUUGCUCACAAAACUUCGAAGACGAAAACGGAGAAAUAGUAGUGAUUCAGAUGUAAGCGAUAUUGAUCAUACAACAAUGGAAUCAUCUAGCGAUGAAAUAAAUUCUGAUGUUUCUGAAACAGAAGAUGAUGUACUAAGUGAAGAAAAUGCAUUAUCAGAUGAUGCAUUAUCCGAAGAUAUUACGGAUGAUGAAGGUGCAUCUGUGCAAGUAAAUAAAGAAAAUAGUGAAAAUACUGAAACAAAGACAAUGAAUGGACAUAUAGACUUGGAAAAAGAAAAUGAAACAUCUGAGAUAAUGAAUGAUCAUGUACCAAAUGGUGAACAAAUGCCUGAUGAACAAAAAAAAUUAAAUGAUAAAGAUUUAAUAACUAAUUCUGAAAAUAUAGAAAUAACUAAUUCUAACAACACAUUUGAUGAAAAUAAUACAGAUAGAGUAACAUACAUUGCUCAAUUAAAGAAACAAAAUUUAAAACCAGAUGAUAUACUAAAUAUUAUAUCUGGAAAAGAAAUAUUGGCGUCUAUUAAAAUAUGUUGUGAUUGGUUGAAAAGUAAUCCAGAUAUUAUACGAAUAUGUGGAAAAAGUUCACGCACUUUAUUAAAACGUAUUACAAUUUUAUUAAAUUUGAUUAAUAUAAAUGCAGAAAUGCUAUUGAAAAAUUAUAAAGAUGACAGUAUGAUUUUAUCGAAUAUAGAUAAAUUGAAGGAAUGCGUUAAGAUAGUACCGUUACCGGAAGAUAUUGAUUUAAGAGGAUUAAAUCUUUUAGAAGAUGCCCAGAAAUCUCUGAAUUGGAAGAUAUUACAUAAACAUAAAAUGAAUAAACAAGAAGAAAUCUUAUUGAGAACAUUAAAAUUAAUUGAAUUUGGAUAUUUUCUUAGUUCUGUUGAAGAUGCUGGAGUAAAAUAUGAAAAAUCAAAAGAAUUAUUUAUAACAAUUGAUUUAAAUACUUCUAAUGUAAAGGGUAAUAGUAAAGAUUGGGAAAUGGAUCAUUCACGUGGAAAAUUAAUGAGACAUAUGGGAAAAUUAUGGUUGAAAGCGGAAGUCUGUGCUUUAGAGACUCGUUUAAGAUCUAGACUCAUGUCUCCUUAUUUGGUACCUGAUCAUGAGGCUUUAUCUAAACAUACACCGGCUCUAAAACGUUUGGUAUAUGCCAAGAAAUUUAUUGUUGUAAUUCCUAGUGUUGUUGUUUCUGCAUUGGAUGAAGUAAAACGUAUUAGUGGUAGAGCAAGAGAAGCAACACGUUGGCUGGAAACUCAAUUAAAACGUGGUUCAAGAUUUUUACGAGCUCAAAGGCCUCAUGAACGUUUAGCAUUACCAUUUAUUAAAGGACCAAGACCAAAGGAUAAAGAAGCAUGGUUAUUUUUUCAAAUUAUAGAGUGCUGUCACUAUCUUACUCAACAGACAAAAGUUGGUAUAACAAAUGAUACAGAAACACCAGUUGUAACAUUAUUAACUGGUUGUAAUCCAGAUGAUAAAAGAAUUUUCACAUUUAGUCCUGAAGGAUUGGCAAAGAGUGCAGGUGUCAAUAUUGAAUAUAUUGAAUCAUUUCAUACAAAGUGGAAGGCAUCAAGUAAAAGUCAUGGUUGAACAUCUAGAUUAAUGGAGAUGAUCAUCUGCUGCUUCCUUGUACUAAAGUGAAAGGUAAAAGACUUGGCCCUUCUUAAGAGCUGCGUAUACGGUGACGCUACGGCAUCAGCUGAGCGGGCGAGUCAGAGAGGGCUGGAAACCCAGAAAGGAAAAUCGACGGUUCUCCUGCAAUAAAACCAGUGGAUUAAUAUCUUUUUUUUCAUGAAUUCUAAAUAAUAAAAUGGUUUCCUUUUAAUCACUAGUAUUGUCUUUUAUGUUAAAAAAUUGUAUUUUUAGGUAAAUAUUUUUCAAUAAAAAUAAACUUGCCUUCACAA
This is a messenger RNA of Apis cerana (Asiatic honeybee), 3399 nucleotides long. RefSeq names its product Smg5 nonsense mediated mRNA decay factor (gene Smg5). Lineage: Eukaryota; Metazoa; Arthropoda; Insecta; Hymenoptera; Apidae. Gene Ontology annotation, biological process: nuclear-transcribed mRNA catabolic process, nonsense-mediated decay. Gene Ontology annotation, cellular component: telomerase holoenzyme complex. The record is from RefSeq and is a predicted model, not a curated record. Gene Ontology annotation, molecular function: protein binding; telomerase RNA binding; telomeric repeat DNA binding.